Scheffersomyces amazonensis is the source of this 1371-nucleotide messenger RNA. RefSeq lists its product as uncharacterized. The record is from RefSeq and is a predicted model, not a curated record. Gene Ontology annotation, molecular function: protein binding. Lineage: Eukaryota; Fungi; Ascomycota; Pichiomycetes; Serinales; Debaryomycetaceae. Gene Ontology annotation, biological process: mRNA splicing, via spliceosome. Gene Ontology annotation, cellular component: catalytic step 2 spliceosome. The transcript has a single exon. Bases 240 to 1283 code for a protein of 347 amino acids.
GAUCAUCGUUAACCCCUGUUCGUAGGUUCUAAGAUCUCUUGAUUUUCUUAUAAGAUCAGCCUCGUGUGGCCAACUCCAGACUUUAUUGUAUAAGUGGUAGUCUCCAGUUGCACAUGGAUUUGUACCACCCUAGAUUUCGCAGAUAAGAGCCAUACAAAAGUAAAGAUAAAAAUAAAUUUACAUUCAAAAAAAAAAUAAGCUCCAUAGUAUGGAGAUGCAAUUUCAUUGAGGGAAGAGGAAUGAAAUACUGGAAAUUCGAAGCUCAUACUAAUUCCUCCAUUAAUUCAUGUGUACCUUUCAAAGAUAAUUAUAUACUUACCGGUGGUGGGAAUGAUUUUUCACUCAAAUUAUUCGAUUUGAAAGCCAUUGGUAACAAUCCAGAAAAUUACUCUGGGUUGGAAUUCCCUAAGGUUCAUUCCAACUCUAUUAAUGCCAUUGAUAUAUCUCUGACAUACGAUUUUGUGGCUAGUGCCUCGAAUAAUUCUAUUAUUAUUCAGGAUGUUAUGAGUCAAACUAAAUUAUAUCAAGUGAAAAAUCUUCUGACAUCAGCUCUCGACACCAAGAUCGAUGGGCCUAUUCAAUCCUCCAGUAACAAUGAUGAAGUGCUAGAUUGUAAAAUACUAAAUGAUAGCCUUAUAUCCACCUGUGGUGUUAAUCAUCGCUUGAAUUUAUUUGAUCUCCGACAAAGGAAUCAAUAUUAUCCUGUGUACUCGCUCAACCUUGGUGAUGAUAAUUUGAAUUGUAUUGCUGUCAAUGAUAAUUAUCAUUUAUUAUCAGUAGGUAGUUCGAAUGGAAUAUUAUUCACAAUUGAUUUCCGAAACCUGAAUCUCAUCCAGGAUACUCAUGAUACGGCUAUUAUCAAUAUAGCUAAGUAUGAAGAUGAUCAUAACUUGAUCAGUUUCAAUAAUGGUACAGUAGAAUUAUUUGAUGGAGUUCAUUGCAAGUCUGUAACAAGCUACAAUAGAAACAAUGGUGAUCCAUAUAACCUUAGCUAUAAGCUAAACUCACAGUAUAUUACAUCUACUAAUCGGUUUGUCAGUGGUACCGAUUAUGGAAUCAUUAAUAUAUUUAAAUUUAAUGCAAAGACAGGCGAGACACGUAUAGAAAGAGAACUUAGUAUAGAGACUACAAUAACAAGCAAAACCAAAAUCAAAACCAAUAACGACAAAUCAGACACAAAUUCUUCCAAAAUAUUAAGCUACAUAAACUAUACGGAACUGACCAACCAAUUGAUUAGCACUAGUGGUAAUGGAUUUAUUCAUGUUUGGGAUUAUGUAUUUUAGAUAGGUGUGUAUAUAGAGAUUUUUCACCCCAAAAAUGAUAAUGUAAAUAGAUCGAGCAAGUGAUUUUUCAACAUCACAACUGUUCCCA